GCGCAGCAGUUCUGAUGUUUUGAGAUACGUUUUCUGGGAAGCUACAGUUUUUAGUGAAUUCAAACAGAAAUGGCUACUAUUCCAGCGUCAGCUUUAGCUAAUCGGAACAAGAAACACUUUCUAGGCGUUCCGGCACCAUUAGGAUAUGUGGCUGGUGUUGGGAGAGGAGCCACAGGAUUCACUACACGAUCAGAUAUUGGUCCUGCCCGGGAUGCCAAUGACGUCUCGGACGAUCGACACGCUCCUCCGGCGACCAAGAGGAAGAAGAAAGAAGAGGAGGAGGAGGACGAUGAGGAUCUUAAUGAUUCAAACUAUGACGAAUUCACAGGAUACAGUGGAUCUCUCUUCUCAAAGGAUCCCUAUGACAAGGAUGACGCAGAAGCUGAUGCCAUUUACGAGUCAAUAGACAAGAGAAUGGAUGAGAAGCGCAAAGAGUACAGAGAGAAGCGUCUGAAGAUGGACUUGGAGAAAUAUCGCCAAGAACGCCCCAAGAUCCAACAGCAAUUCUCCGAUUUGAAGAGAAAUCUCGUAGAGGUGUCAGAAGAAGAGUGGCAAAUGAUACCCGAAGUGGGCGACAGUCGCAACAGAAAACAGAGAAAUCCCAGAGCCGAGAAGUUUACUCCUCUUCCGGACAGUAUUCUGUCGAGGAACAUGGGUGGAGAGACCUCGUCUACCUUAGAUCCACGAUCCGGGCUGGCAUCAAUGGUUCCCGGAAUAAACACUCCGGGAAUGUUGACACCAACGGGAGAUCUGGACCUGAGGAAGAUCGGUCAGGCGAGGAAUACGCUAAUGAAUGUCAAAUUGUCCCAAGUGUCGGAUUCUGUGGCAGGACAGACAGUUGUGGAUCCCAAAGGAUACUUAACAGAUCUCCAGAGCAUGAUUCCCACGUAUGGAGGGGACAUAAAUGACAUCAAGAAGGCGAGACUGUUGCUCAAAAGUGUACGAGAGACGAAUCCUAAUCAUCCUCCGGCCUGGAUUGCUAGUGCCCGUCUUGAGGAAGUGACAGGAAAGAUUCAAAUGGCGAGGAAUCUUAUAAUGAGGGGCUGCGAAAUGAAUCCCCAGAGUGAGGAUCUUUGGCUCGAGGCAGCUCGUCUUCAGCCAGCGGACACGGCCAAGGCAGUGAUCGCUCAGGCGGCUAGACACAUCCCCACAUCGGUGAGAAUAUGGAUCAAGGCUUCGGAUCUCGAGGAUGAACUGAAAGCCAAACGUCGUGUGUUCAGAAAAGCCUUGGAGCACAUUCCCAACUCUGUGCGACUCUGGAAGGCUGCAGUGGAGCUUGAGAAUCCCGACGAUGCGCGAAUUCUGCUUUCUCGAGCUGUUGAGUGCUGCAAUACGAGUGUGGAACUGUGGCUAGCGCUGGCGCGCCUGGAAACAUAUGAAAAUGCCCGAAAAGUAUUGAACAAGGCUCGAGAAAACAUCCCCACGGACAAGCAAAUCUGGACCACGGCUGCAAAACUCGAAGAAGCUAAUGGAAAUAUUCACAUGGUGGAGAAGAUUAUUGACAGGGCAUUGGUUUCACUCAGCGCUAAUGGCGUGGAGAUUAAUCGAGAACAGUGGUUCCAGGAAGCCAUCGAGGCUGAGAAAUCUAACGCCGUACAUUGCUGUCAAGCCAUCAUCAAGGCAGUGAUUGGUAUUGGAGUUGAAGAUGAGGACAGAAAGCAGACCUGGAUUGAUGAUGCCGACAAUUGUGCCAAGGAGAAUGCUUACGAGUGUGCGAGGGCAGUUUAUGCUCAUGCUUUGCAGAUCUUCCCGUCGAAGAAGAGCAUCUGGCUGAGGGCAGCGUACUUUGAGAAGAAUCACGGAACCCGUGAAAGCCUGGAGUCACUGCUGCAGAAAGCCGUGGCUCACUGUCCCAAAUCCGAAAUUCUCUGGCUCAUGGGAGCCAAGUCCAAGUGGUUAGCAGGUGACGUUCCCGCUGCCAGAGGCAUUCUCUCUUUCGCCUUUCAGGCUAAUCCCAAUUCUGAGGAUAUCUGGUUAGCUGCCGUGAAGCUGGAGUCGGAGAAUCAGGAGUUUGAAAGGGCCAGACGACUUUUGGCUAAGGCCAGAGCUUCGGCUCCAACGCCACGGGUCAUGAUGAAAUCCGCCAAGCUUGAGUGGGCCCUGAAUAAACUCGAUGCGGCUCUGAAUCUGCUAGAGGAGGCAGUGAAGGUGUUUCCUGACUAUCCUCGCUUGUGGAUGAUGAAAGGACAGAUUGAGGAGCAGCAAAAGAAGCCAGAUCUCGCGACGGAAACCUAUGGACUUGCGCUCAAGAAAUGUCCAACUUCGAUCCCACUGUGGCUCCUGAUGGCGAAGGUGGAAGAGAACCGAGGAGCCUUGACAAAGGCGCGAUCAGUACUUGAGAGAGGUCGUCUCAGGAAUCCAAAGACGUCGCUUUUGUGGCUUGCCGCGGUGCGAAUAGAACUACGAGCUGGCUUCAAGGAUAUGGCCAAUACAUUGAUGGCCAGGGCUCUGCAGGAGUGUCCAACGGCCGGGGAGCUCUGGGCUGAGUCGAUCUUCAUGGAGAAUCGGCCGCAGCGCAAGACAAAAUCAGUGGACGCUCUAAAGAAGUGCGAGCAUGAUCCCCACGUAUUGCUGGCUGUGUCGAAGUUGUUCUGGUCGGAGCACAAGAUUCAGAAGUGCAGAGAUUGGUUCAACAGGACGGUGAAGAUUGACGCUGAUCUGGGCGAUGCUUGGGCGUAUUUUUACAAGUUUGAACAACAACACGGCACUGAUGCUCAGCAGCAAGAUGUCCUGCAUAGGUGCAUCGCAGCAGAGCCCAAGCAUGGCGAGGAAUGGUGCCGAGCGAGCAAGAAUAUCGCCAAUUGGUGUUUCAAGACACAAGACAUCCUGUUGACCGUGGCCAAGGAGGCCAAGUGUCCGAAUUAGU
Messenger RNA from Phlebotomus argentipes, 2866 nucleotides. It is a transcript of the gene Prp6, whose product is annotated as pre-mRNA-processing factor 6. The transcript has 4 exons. Gene Ontology annotation, molecular function: protein binding. The coding region runs from base 70 to 2865 and encodes 931 amino acids. Gene Ontology annotation, biological process: spliceosomal tri-snRNP complex assembly; mRNA splicing, via spliceosome. NCBI's taxonomy places the organism in Eukaryota, Metazoa, Arthropoda, Insecta, Diptera, Psychodidae. Gene Ontology annotation, cellular component: catalytic step 2 spliceosome; U4/U6 x U5 tri-snRNP complex. The record is from RefSeq and is a predicted model, not a curated record.